Messenger RNA from Cuculus canorus (common cuckoo), 574 nucleotides. It is a transcript of the gene MGST2, whose product is annotated as microsomal glutathione S-transferase 2. Lineage: Eukaryota; Metazoa; Chordata; Aves; Cuculiformes; Cuculidae. The transcript is spliced from 5 exons. Gene Ontology annotation, molecular function: glutathione peroxidase activity; enzyme activator activity; leukotriene-C4 synthase activity. Bases 62 to 505 code for a protein of 147 amino acids. Gene Ontology annotation, biological process: leukotriene biosynthetic process. Gene Ontology annotation, cellular component: nuclear envelope; membrane; endoplasmic reticulum. The record is from RefSeq and is a predicted model, not a curated record.
GUUCCCUCAAGCUCUCUCUCCUAUACACACAUCCUGCUCGCACACGGAAGCUGCUGGGAAAAUGGCUCGUGAUUUAAUUUCGCUUGCAGCCGUCUCUCUUCUUUCUGCCUUCCAGCAAUUUCAUUUUGCUUGGCUGGUGGGGAAAUCAAGAAUGAAGCACAAGGUCAUGCCGCCAGCUGUCAGUGGAGCUCCAGAAUUUGACAGAACCCUUCGUGCGCAGCAGAACUGUGUGGAGUUUUACCCAGUCUUCCUGACUGUCCUCUGGACUGCAGGAUGGUUUUUUAAUCAAGAAUUAGCUUCCUUUCUGGGUGUGUUGUAUGUGUUUGCCCGCUACAAGUACUUCCAUGGUUACGUACAGUCUGCGAAAGGAAGGUUAACAGGAUUUUAUUUGAACGCGAUAAUUCUAACCUGCUUGAUAACCCUGGGUGUGGCUGGGAUUGUUAACAGCUUUCUGGAUGAAUACCUGGACUUCAGCAUUAUGAAGAUACUACGCAAAUUGUUCUGAAGAGACUUUUUUCAAUAAAAAUAUAAAUAAAUAAUAUGGAUACUUUACCCGAACACCAAAAAGAUUAUA